AAACAGAUAAGACACUGUGAAAAGCAGAAUGUCUGAAGAUACUGAAGGAAUUGAAAAAGAAAUAGAAACAGAAUUAAGCAGAAUUAGUGUUUCUUCCCUUGAAGCAGAUAAUUCUGACACAGAGGUAUUAGAAGAAGCUUUGAGUGACAGUGAGACAAUUUCAGAUGACUUGCCAGAAUCAGUUCUCUCCUAUUUAAACUUUAUAAAGAGCAGAAAUCAAGAUGCUGAAAAACUUAUACUGCAAGACUUAGAAGAUGAAGGAACGACAAGUAACAUUUAUGGAGUAGUUUCUUGCCAUGCUUCAGAUUACUUGGCAGAAUUGGCUUCUGAAUAUAAUGAAAAUCCGGAUCAAUUUAAAAAAGAGGUACGGUUUGAAACUGAAGAUGAAGACUUGCAGAUUGCUGCAACACCUACUUAUAAUAGUCGGUCCACCAGUGAAGUGGUCACUGAUGACCAUUUUGUUACAGCUGAUGCUGAAAUGAGCAUAAGCCUUACUCACUGUGAAGCAGAAGAAAGGUGUGGACAGGUGUUUGAGUACUGGGUGAAAAGACAAAAGGAGCUGGAAGAUGAGAAGAGGAAAAAGUGGAAAGCUGAGGGGGAAGCACAUGAAAAACGGAAUGAAGAGGAACACACAAGAAGGGUGCUGCAUCUGGAGGAAUUUGAGGCUGAAAGAAUAAAGUUAGAGCUUCUUCAUAAGAAACACCAAACUGCAGUAGAAGAUGAGUUACAGAAAGAAAAGAAAGCUUGGAGAGACAAAAUGAUGCAACAUGAGGAAUGGAUCACGAAGCUACAGCUGCAAAUGGAAGAGGAGAAAAAGGCCUUGGAAAAGCAGAAAGCAAAAGAAAGACAACACCUGGCAGAACAACAGAACAGAGCAGCUGUGAAAAUCCAAGCUAGAUUUAGAUCAUUUUUAGUCCAUAAAAAAUAUGCUCCCAUCUUAAAAGAAUGGAAAGAUGAAGUAAAAAAGAAGCAGAAGAUACUAAAAGAAAUAGAGAUAGACAUGAAAGAAAAAGAGGAAAAAAUGAAGAUGCAAAUGGAAGAAAAUAGGCAAAAAAUAGAGGGGGAAAAAAGACAAGAAGUACCUGAAAGAGAGGAAUAUUUGGCAUGGGUGAGGAGGUGUGAGGAAUAUGAGAAAAAGAAAGAAAGCCUGAGACUUGAAAGAGAAAACAAGCUGCAAAUAAGAGAAGAACACAGAAAACUAGGAGAAAAAAGAGCAAAAGCUGUCAUGAGUGACAGUGAAGAAAACAAAGAAAGCAUAAAAAAUGAUAAGCAGACAGAAAAUAUGGAAAUAAUAAGAGAACAGAAGAAGGAACUAAAUAAACAAGCAGAAGAACAAAAAGAAGACCAGGCUGAAAUGAUGGAUGAAGCAAAUAAUUGGAUGAUUCCAGCAGAAAGAAAUUUGACACCAACACCAAAUAUGCUAGGUUCAGAGAAGAGGGAAUACUCUUCUCACGUAAAUAAUGAGAACAUGUACCUGAAUUCAAUACUACAUGUAGAAGAAAAUUACUCACAAACUAGAGUUCUUAAUAAAGCUUCGGAUAUUCAUACUUCCAAGGAUGAAUCUGUUAAUUUUGGAGCUAAUGACAUGAUAGAAAAUAAGACAAACAAUAUACACAGCAGUCCACCAAAUGUCAAGCCAGAUGCUAGUACUAGAGAAGUCAAAGAUCAGUUUUCUCAGUCUGACACAAUGAAGAAAACUAUGUUUCUAAUGGGAGAUGCUAAUGAGGAAGUCAGAGAGACCUGGAACAGAAUUCAAGAUGUAGCUGAGUGUUCCAGCAGACUAAUUCUUCCUGAUGAUAUCGAAAAAAAGAGAAUAAACUGGAUGAACACAUGUAAAUCUUGGUCUAAAGUAUAUGAAGAAAACCAAAGAAAGCAAGCAACUAUAAAAAAAAAAACAAGGAAAAGUUCAUUUAGCAAGAUGCCUUCACUAAGUACAGAAAAGAUAAUUCAUAGUGGCCCCUGGAGUACUCUGCAGCAGGUCACAACACUUACACUUGAAGAUUUGCCAGCUUGCAGCCUCUCCAUGUUAUCCAAGUGUUCAAAUCUUCAAGUUUUGACCCUGAGGCGCUGUGGACUAGUUGCACUGGAAGGACUAAGUAACUGCAAAGACCUAAAGUAUAUCAACAUGGAGGAAAACAACAUUCGGAUGAUCAGCUGUGAAAAUCUAGAAAAUCUCUGUAUUCUGAUUCUGAAUAAGAACCAUCUUUCAUCAGUUUGUGGCUUAGAUGGCUGCAUAAGUCUCCAAAAUCUUGAACUUUCCUACAAUAAAAUCACCCGAAUUGGUGGUCUGGAGUCAUUGAAAAAUCUUCAGCAAUUAAUUGUGGACCAUAAUCAGUUAAUCAGCACAAAAGGUCUUUGUGAGGCACCUACUCUUGUUCACCUAGACUGCUCUUUCAAUCAUCUCACAGAAGUUGAAGGCAUUGAGAAUUGUGGCCUACUUCAAGUUCUGAAGUUGCAAGGCAAUAACCUCCAGGAGCUUCCAAGACUGGAAAAUCAUGUUCUCCUAAGAGAACUGUAUUUGGAUGACAAUAGCAUUUCUGCUAUGAGAAUGCUUUCUUUGUAUUGGUUGCCUUUAUUGCAGAUUCUUUUGCUGUCUCGAAACAGAUUAACUGAGCUUGUGCCUUUAAAUUCAUUUGUAUCUUUGGAAAAGCUGGAUAUCAAAAAUAACUGUUUGUUAGACCUUAAAGAUGUCAUUACAUGGCUAAGUGGCUGUCAUAAACUAAGGGAGUUGUCACUCGGUGGAAAUCCUCUUCUCCAAGACAGGAAUUGGAGGCCUUCUGUGUCUAAGGUCCUUCCUAGUUUACAGGUUCUUGAUGGUGAAGUCUUAAGGUGUCACAGUUUACCCACAACUGAAAGAAUCAAAGGAUCGGAAUCAAGAACUUUUCUGGAACUUUGUCAAGUUCAAAUUGAAGAAAAUGUUCUACUAAAAAAAAAGGCUGCUGAACUCAGGAUUGCCUCUUGUAUUGAUUCUGCACAGGAACAAUGCUGGUAUUUUAAUCAAUUGAUGAAACUUAGUAUUAAACAUCGUCAUGCACAUGAGUAUGGUGAACUAAACGUUACUGAUGGAGAUGGACCAGAAUCACUGCAAAGUCAUUUAAAGCAAACAUCCACUGGCUGCCUACAGGAAAAUAACCUCUUUAUCAUGGGUGUGACAGAAAAUAAACAGGUCUUGUGGGAGCCUUCUGAAAGAUGGAUUACUACUGGCCAUAUUCAGGCCACAUUCAUUAACUCCUCCAUACCUGUGCACCAAAAGGAAAAUAAAGAAGAUCAGAGAGUGAAGCAGAAGAGCAUUGAAUCGUGGGUUAAUUGCAGUGGGGAGAGGAAAGACAACAAUAACACAUUAGCUCAAGUCACACUGCAACAGUCAGUGACAGUAGCAAGUAAUAUGGGAAGAGAUUUUCAGUAUUUUGAGAACGAUACAGAAAGGCUACAUAUGGCAGCAUCAGUCAUCCAGUCCCUUUGGCGGCAGUACCAUGCCAGGAGGAAAACGGACUGCACCAAAACAGAGGAUCAUCAGUUUAUAGAAGCUUUGAGAAAGAAACAUGAAGCUGCCACACAAAUCCAGGCAUUUUGGAAGGGUUUUCUUUUGCGAAAGAAACUGGCCAGUGUUCUUGCAGCUGUUAAAAGUGAUGAAGUGGAGGAUGACUAUGAAGAAAUAAAAGCAGAUGAUUUCACAUCUUCUGAAGCUGCAAUAGAGAAGGAAUGGCUAAUUCUAGAUUCCACCCAUUUCCCUUCAAAAACACUCCUGCUCUCAAACAAGCUGGACUGGCCAAAGAAGUAUUCUAGGCCUUCAAAUUCCAGUAAACAUUCAAAUAGCUUGUCAUUGUCCCCACCGGACACUUGGCAGUGUGUUAAAAGAUCACAUUCAUAUGCAGCAGAAAAUAGCCAGUUUCAUGGCAGGUCAAGGAAGGGAAAAACGUCACAGCUCUCUGACUGGAAGGGAAGAAAGAAAUUUUCAUUCAUGUCUGAAAAAGAAGAGAAAAUUUCAGAAGAAUGGGGUUUUAAAGAUAUUUCUACUGCACAGCUAAUGCUGAAGAGGUCCCAUAAAAUGAAGCCCCAGAAAUACAGUAAUAAAAAUUUAGACCCAGCUGUGUGCCUGGCGUUGUUCAAAAACAAUGAAAACAAACAUCUCCAUGUGAAACCACCAAGGAAGACACAGCCUAUAUAUGCUGGUUACUUUGAAGGUAAAAAAGAAGAAUUUUCUCAGCUGGAUACUACUUUAGAUGAGAAAUUACAAAGGAGACAAGACUUUACGUAUCAAUGGCUUCAUACACAGCUUUUGGAUUAUGAAGCAGCCAGUUCCAAAAAUAUGAACUGCUGUCAUUUUUUGCCUGAGUUAGAUCCUACAAUACAGGACAGUAGACAAGUACAACUUGCGGCAAGCCCUGUAAGCAGAGAAGACACGGAUUUAGACCUUGUUUCCAUGGCCAGUGGAAGUACUUUGACUGAGAACAGAGAAAAAAAUAAGCAGCCACACAGACACUCAGAAAGAACUUCAAAAAAGAAUUUACCUACUCCAGAAAAAUCAUGUUUAAGUCUAUCUCACAAGGAACGGAUAUCAUUUCGAGACCAUCCAGUGCAGCUCAGCAGAGGAUGGGGAGCUGGAAAGAAAAGGCAAAGGCUUAAAAAUUCUAGCUGAAUAUUGGAGAUAAUGUAACUAGUUGAUUUCAUCAAAUAUGGAGAGCAUAUGGAGAGCUGUUUCUUUUUAAGCCUGUGAAUAUCAAUUUUUGGAUUCUUGUUUAUUACCAAUAUAAACAGUUUCAGUUAACUACAUUUGACUUAUUUUAUUAUACAUGGUUACAGUGGUUUGGAUUUUUUU
Falco peregrinus (peregrine falcon) is the source of this 4819-nucleotide messenger RNA. It is a transcript of the gene LRRIQ1, whose product is annotated as leucine rich repeats and IQ motif containing 1. NCBI's taxonomy places the organism in Eukaryota, Metazoa, Chordata, Aves, Falconiformes, Falconidae. Gene Ontology annotation, molecular function: protein binding. The record is from RefSeq and is a predicted model, not a curated record. Bases 29 to 4639 code for a protein of 1536 amino acids. The transcript is spliced from 26 exons.